Messenger RNA from Danio rerio (zebrafish), 1510 nucleotides. It is a transcript of the gene kcnd3, whose product is annotated as potassium voltage-gated channel, Shal-related subfamily, member 3. Gene Ontology annotation, molecular function: A-type (transient outward) potassium channel activity; monoatomic ion channel activity; voltage-gated potassium channel activity. Gene Ontology annotation, biological process: transmembrane transport; protein homooligomerization; potassium ion transmembrane transport. The record is from RefSeq and is marked provisional. NCBI's taxonomy places the organism in Eukaryota, Metazoa, Chordata, Actinopteri, Cypriniformes, Danionidae. Gene Ontology annotation, cellular component: membrane; voltage-gated potassium channel complex.
ACUUCGAGCGCGCGAGCGGUCGGUGCGGCAUUUCACUCCGUCCGAGCAAAAUGGAUCAUUAAACAGCGCAGGAUGUGACUGAGGGACACAUAAGCAACUAAACUCUUAUUUUUUGCGCCUCCGGUCACCCUGGUUAUACCACAAAUAUUGUAUUCUUUCACGUGGGUUCUUGUUUGCCUUUCUUCAUUAAUGUGCGGAUUUUUCGGCGAACACUUUCGAAGUGAUGUCAGGAGGAAAUGUGACAAAUAUAGCCGAAUGAAUAGAAAGUUAAAAGAUUUUUCAUGGAUGGGGUCUAAUCUAAUGUCAAGCUGGUUGUGAAGGUGUUUGAUCUGGUCCCCUCGACCCCAUCCGGAGUCCCCAUGGCUGCAGGAGUAGCAGCCUGGCUCCCCUUCGCUCGGGCGGCGGCCAUAGGAUGGAUGCCCGUGGCCAACCUGCCUAUGCCUGUUGCACCAUCCAAUAAGAACAAGCGACAGGAUGAGCUUAUUAUCCUCAACGUCAGCGGGCGACGCUUCCAGACAUGGCGGAACACGCUGGACCGAUACCCCGAUACACUCCUGGGGAGCUCAGAGAAAGAGUUUUUUUUCAACGAGGAGACAAGGGAGUAUUUCUUUGACAGAGAUCCAGAUGUGUUCAGAAGUAUUCUUAACUUCUACCGCACAGGGAAGCUGCACUACCCACGUUACGAGUGCAUCUCUGCCUACGAUGAGGAGCUGGCGUUUUUUGGAAUCAUUCCUGAGAUCAUCAGCGACUGCUGUUAUGAAGAGUACAAGGACCGCAAGAGGGAGAACACUGAGCGUCUAAUGGAUGACCUUGAGGACAACAAAGACAGCAAACUCCCUAACAUGACUUUCCGUGAGACCAUGUGGAGGGCCUUUGAGAACCCGCACACUAGCACCAUGGCACUAGUUUUCUACUACGUAACCGGAUUCUUCAUCGCCCUGUCCGUCAUCACCAACGUGGUUGAGACGGUUCCUUGUGGUUAUAUGCCAAAUCAGAGGGACGUCCCUUGCGGGGAACGCUACACUGAGGCGUUUUUCUGCAUGGACACAGCUUGUGUUAUGAUCUUUACAGUGGAGUAUCUGAUGCGACUGUUUGCGGCGCCCAGCCGGUACCGCUUCAUGAGAAGCGUGAUGAGCAUUAUCGAUGUGGUCGCCAUUUUACCAUAUUACAUCGGGCUCGUCAUGACCAACAAUGAGGAUGUGAGCGGAGCCUUUGUCACACUACGGGUGUUCCGCGUCUUCCGGAUCUUUAAAUUCUCCCGCCACUCCCAGGGUCUCCGAAUCCUUGGCUACACACUGAAGAGCUGCGCCUCAGAGCUUGGCUUCCUCCUCUUCUCCCUCACCAUGGCCAUCAUUAUCUUUGCCACAGUCAUGUUCUAUGCUGAGAAAGGCUCAUCGUCCAGCAAGUUCACCAGCAUCCCGGCCUCCUUCUGGUACACCAUUGUAACCAUGACAACACUGGGGUGAGUCACACACACACACACACACACACACACACACCAGGACACCAG